AUGAGCAAUCUAUAUAGGAAAGAGCAUUCUGCUCUUGAAGACAUUCUCGGGGCAGAUGCUGUGACCAUUAUUGAGAAAGGACCGUUAUAUCGUGAGAACUAUUUCACGUGCAAGCUUAGACUACAGGCCCUGGAUGCAAGUAGAAUUGAUGUACCCGGGUACACAGUUAUAUUGGCCUUCUCCACAAAGACAUAUAAGCCUUCGAAAGUCAAGGUAGCGAUUGCUGGAAAAGACCUUCCACCUUUCUUUAAAGAGGCAUUAGCCAAGCAUGUCACCGACAUGAUUGGAGAGCUUGGAGUAGAGGAGACUGUGAGAAGGCUAGCCGAGGAUUAUGACGCAUCGCUUUUAAAGCUCUGGACCUACUUUGAAAGGUAUCAACAUUAUGAAGGCACAACGACCAUUAUGCGCUACCAACUUCGAUCAGAACCACCUCCUAUUAAAUCCGCAGAUACCAAGGAUCUCACUCUUCAGCUACCACCAUCACCUCGCUGCUCAGCCUCUGCACCAGAGUCAACCAUAUCGUCAUCAAAGAAAGCCUCAGUCGAGUCGGUCAUUAAUCCAGUGGAAAGAUGUACUGCGUUAGUCACCAUUCCAGCAGCCGACACUAAGGCUGUCAAGGACUUGGAGAAUACUUUAGCCACAUCGACCGGCGAUGUAAUUACUUGGGAGGUUUCAGCACCCAAGGACCUGAAAUUCAGAUCUCUCUCUGACUUCAAAACCCUUGGAGAAUACUAUGCGGAUCUCUACGCACGCUCAGCUGGUGAGAUUCCCGAAGAGCUAAAGCAUGCUGUGAAGCAUAAGCUCGCCUAUUUUGCCAAGUCCUCUAUGUGUUCUAAGGAAUCUGAACUUCAAGCUACUCCCUAUGUCCCUAGCACUCGCUCCAUUAAUGUAAUCCCCAUCAAUAGCAAUCCUUCAUGGACUGAAGAAAAUAGUGCAACAUAUUCGCAAAUAUUUGAGGCACUCCUCGGGGGCGAAACGACAGUUAAACCAGUUGAUACAAAGGUCACAGUCACCAAUCAGAAUGGACAGCAGAUCAGUGAGAUACGUGGGAUUUACAAUCCGGUAAUGAGCGACGGAUUGACGAUUGCUCCCCGAUGCAUCUCAACGAUUCAAUUAUUAAAGCUGGGGCGAUAUUUCUUUGAGAACGGAUUCACUGUUCUCUCUUCCACAUCUGAUACCAUUCUUCUCCAGUUCAAUUUCCCAUUUUCUCUUUUGUCUGAAGAAUCUAUAGAGAAGCUGCGACCAAACUUUCCGUCUCUUUGCAAAGGGAUUUCUGAGUUCCCCGACAUGCAUCUUCCUCUAAUAAUAAACGUUAUGCUCGGCGAGAGGGCCAAGACCCCGCUCGUAAAUCCAGAUCCUAAGCACACACUCCUACAAAUAGUACAGUCCAUCGCAAAAAGAGAUAUAGCCAUAGAGUAUUCAGCUGAUAAGUACGACUAUGAUGUGUUGUACUAUUUGACCAAAGGAAUUAAUCUAAUGCUACACAUGGCCCCGUCUAUCACAAAAGAUCCCUUCUUGGAAGACACCUGCCCAGCUAACGAAUUAGAAAUAUAUGAGCAAGUCAUCCAUAAGCAGGUGUCGGAUCUAAUUGCCGCCCUGCCUGGGACUCUAUCGAAAAUACCAGUUGACGAUAGAUUGACUACUUUUACGGACAUACAUGCAUUCUUUACUAUCUUUCUUCCAGACAUUCUCGCGGACCUUCUGAAUGCCAGUGCGGAGAAGGCCAGUGCCUUGAAAGUAGCGCGGGCUCUGGGGAAGAUUAAGGCGGAUGGAUACACUCCAUUUGACGAAGAAGAUACCACGUCUUCAGACAGCAGUGGAUCAAAUAGCGCCGAUGACACAGACAAUAGUAGCGAAGAGAGCACAGAAUCAUGCAUUGGCAACUAUGACUUUAGCGGUAUUCCGGCAUCAGUGUGUGAGAACUUUCUGCUCAAUAAGGACGCGUUCGCUGCUGCUGCUGCUGAUGAUGCUGACAGCAAACACGAUAUACUAGACGAGUUAGACAACGAAAAGAAGCAGCACGAGAGGCAGCGAAAAAGGCUGAGUGGCCUACGCCUCUACAUUAAGAACCUAUCUCUGACUGGAGCCAUCCUACUCCAAUUUAAGACACCGCAUAUCACGACUGUUUGCUCAAAGUGCCUACGCAUAGCAGUUCUCGUCCUAACUCCCAGGGAGGGAGAGGGUGCAACACUUUUUGGUUCAACAAACUGUACUGGCUGUGGUCACACCAUGCAGAUCAUAGCAGAGUCAUUGAUCUUUAACGGUUUCUCAGGCGGUCCCCAUGGUGCGGAGGCUUUACUCGUUGAAUCACAUACCUCCUGUCUACCUAUCAAUCUAGCCAAUAUCAAUAAGUGUGGAAUCAUAUGCCAGUGCACGUCUUGCCAUAGUACCAGUGAACACAACGGAUGGAGACUGAUUCAAGGUGGCCACAAGGUGAGCUUUGUCCAGAGCUUCUGCCCAAUAUGCUUUGACAAGAUACGUCUAUGCUACAGCACGGCAAUCUUUGCACUGCAAAAUGGCAUGACUAUACACCUUCCUAAGACAGCAUCUAUUCAGCAGAAGAAGCAGCAGAUUCAACCAGGCCCCCUACCAAACAACGGAUCCUGCAAGCACGCGUCCCACAGCUACCGCUGGUUCCGUUUUGCAUGUGGACUUGCAUAUCCUUGCGAUACGUGCCACAGUAAAGCAUGUGCAUGCGGAAAUUCAGUGGCAAGCAUGCAAGUCUGUGGGUUCUGCGGAAAAGAUUCGGGCGUGCAACCAACGUGCCCAUAUUGCAAGAGAGACCUUACGCAUAAGAGGACUGCACACUGGGAAGGAGGCUCUGGGUGUCGAGAUAGAGUCUCCAUGUCGCGGAAAGACAACAAAAAGUACUCUGGAAGCCAUAUAAAAACACGCUCUAAAAAGGCGGAGAAGCGGGAUGAGAUGCGGCACCGCGGGAACGCUAAAAAGAAGCCCGGGGACAAAUGGUAA
Giardia duodenalis is the source of this 2970-nucleotide messenger RNA. Its product is annotated as Zinc finger protein, putative. Gene Ontology annotation, molecular function: zinc ion binding. Lineage: Eukaryota; Fornicata; Diplomonadida; Hexamitidae. Bases 1 to 2970 code for a protein of 989 amino acids. The record is from RefSeq and is a predicted model, not a curated record. The transcript has a single exon.